AUGCCGAAGCGUAAGGCAGGGGAGCGUAUCACUGGUCAGCCCGCGAACAAGAAGAAGACCGAUGAGAAUAAAGCACAACCAAAAACCUCUCGUUCUUGUGACCAGUGUAAACGUGAGAAACAGUGCUGUACUGGUAGCCAUUGUUACAAUUGUGUCCAGGGGGAGCUAGAGUGCACACGAGUGGGAUCUAGUCCUGUGUGCAAGGAAUGUGCUGAGGGGGCGCUCAGUUGUAGCGGUGUCUUCGGGAAGUGCGAGACUUGCGCUCGAAAGAACAGAGUCUGUACUUACCAGUACGCGGUAGAUCGCUCAGAAGGCUUUGCAACCAAGCCAGGUCCUGCCCAUAUCUUUGGUGCCGUGCUUCAGGUCAGACCGGACUUGGAGCCGAUGAUCCUUGAAGCACUAUACCAGGAGAUGCCAGGAACGGGUCUUUCAGUUCUCAGCUUCUUAGCAAAGCGAUCCCAGGAAGACCAGAUGGCUCUUAACAAAAGAUGGAAACAAGGCAAAGUACAAAUGCUCGUGGAUCAAGUUUGCGAGCGAUCUACUAUGUCGGCAUAUAGCGAAGCCCCCGCUGGACCAGCUGCUAGACCAGCUGCAACACUCUCUACUACUGGAGUACCCGCUCUUCCAGUUCAUCCCGGUGGUCUAGUGCAACCUGGUCAUGGUGCUGCAAAUCCCCUCUACGGUCUGGCUCAAGGCCUCCCUGGUGCUCUACCCGGUGAUGUUCAUCACGAAUAUCAAAACUACGGACUCAAUACUCUCUACCAGGGUCAUCCCAGUGGUAUGACUACGAGCUAUCAUGGUACUAAUGCGAAUGUCUACACGGGUCUUAGCUACACUGACCCUGGAACUGGCACUCUCAUCGCGCACUCCUCUGGUCCCCUCGCCAACGCGAAUCUACCCCAAUAUCCUACAACUGGCCAGGGUAAUCUUGCGGCUGUUCAGAUGGGCAAUCUCUGGGACCAGUCUGCGGAACAAGAUAAUUCUGCUCGCGCUCUUUACGGUGAUCCCGGUGCCUCCCGUCGUGAUCUCAACGAUGGCUUUGUCAGAACGAUUCCUAUCCGUACCCAGACCCCCUUGAAUAUUCCCUUAGGAGAAUCUUCUGGUGGCGAACCCCGUAUCACAGAGGCUCCGCACAAAAGUCCUCCGAAGAAGCUUACUUUUGACUGCCUCCAGAAGACUGUUGUAGGUGAUCCCUCUACACCAUCCGAGAAUAUUGACGCCGGCCAUCAUGACACUAGUCAUCACGACACCAGCCAUCACUACACUAGCCAUCAAGAUGCCAGCCAUUACGAUGCUAGCCACCACGAUGCUAGCCACCACGAUGCGAGCCAUCACGACACUAACCACCAUGGCACUGGCCAUCAAGACAUCAGCCAUCACGACACUAGCAAUCAUGACUCUAGCAAUCACGAAGAUAGCCAUCCCGACGCCAGCCGUCACGAUGCUAGCCAUCACGAUGCCAGCCACCCCGACAACAACCAUCCCGACGAUAGCCCUCAUGAUGCUAGCCAUCACGACACUGGCCAUCAUGACACUGACCAUCAUGACACUAGCCACCCUAACACUAGCCAACCUGACACAAAUCCAGGUGACCCCGCCGAAGCUGCCGCCGAUACGACUCUCAGAGUCUAUCCGAACCACGAGGGUACUAAUCUCACGAUAAGCUUUGACUUCCAGCCCAUCGAGGAGUUCAUGCGUGACCUGGGACUAGAGUACGAGAGCGAUUAG
Messenger RNA from Annulohypoxylon maeteangense, 1728 nucleotides. RefSeq lists its product as uncharacterized. The transcript has a single exon. Bases 1 to 1728 code for a protein of 575 amino acids. Gene Ontology annotation, molecular function: zinc ion binding; DNA-binding transcription factor activity, RNA polymerase II-specific. Gene Ontology annotation, biological process: regulation of DNA-templated transcription. The record is from RefSeq and is a predicted model, not a curated record. Lineage: Eukaryota; Fungi; Ascomycota; Sordariomycetes; Xylariales; Hypoxylaceae.